Messenger RNA from Linum trigynum, 1504 nucleotides. NCBI's taxonomy places the organism in Eukaryota, Viridiplantae, Streptophyta, Magnoliopsida, Malpighiales, Linaceae. The record is from the annotation of a GenBank genome assembly.
GAGCUGUAAAGAGAUUCAAGUACUUUUCUGUGUGAUGGUGUAUGUAAUUAGUUAACUGGGACAAGCAUAUUCUUAAACAGCUGCAGUGUCGACAACAAUGUCAAUAAGCUCUUGCAUGUUAUGGUAUAUUCUCAUACCUCGCCAACUCUUGCAUGUUAUGGUAUAUCCUCAUUCCUUGCCAUAUGCCACAGUGGAGUAUAGGAACUGAAGUGAACAAACUCAAGAAUGUGUAGUUCCCAAUAGAACAGUUUACUUGCGUGCUGAAAUUGCAGUUACUCGAUUGGCAUCUAGGCAUCAUUGUUGUUUUCAGAUUUUCUCCAUUGCCUAUAUUCAUGUAUUGCCUUCUAGAUGAUAAUUGAGACUUACUCUGUACUCUGUUAACAGUGCUGGAAUAUCUAUUGGAAGCGAGAUGUCCGGUGGGGUAUCGAAUGUCACCGUGGAGAAUGUCAUUGUAUGGAAUUCGAGGCGUGCAGUUCGUAUAAAGACUGCCCCCGGAAGAGGAGGUUAUGUUCAGCAAAUAACGUACCGCAACCUAACAUUUGACAAUGUGAGAGUUGGGAUUGUAAUGAAAACCGACUACAACGAACACCCAGAUGAAGGGUACGACCCAAAGGCUGUUCCCCUGAUCAAAGACAUAAGCUUCACCAGCAUCCACGGCCAAGGAGUUCGUGUCCCUGUGCGAAUUCAUGGGAGCGAAGAAAUUCCUAUAAAGAAUGUGACUUUUCAAGACAUGUCAGUUGGACUAACGUACAAGAAGAAGCAUAUAUUUCAGUGUGCCUUUGUGGAGGGGCGUGUAAUAGGGACCAUUUUCCCAGCACCCUGUGAGAACCUCGAUAGGUACGAUGAACAAGGGCAGCUUGUCAGGCGUUCCGCUUCACAGAACACCACAGACAUCGACUAUGAUUUUUGAGUUAAGGAUUCAUUCCUGCGGUCGCCCGAUUCCCUGUGAGCAUGUACUCCAAAUGUCAGUGCGUUCAGUUGGUAUCCUAGCGAUAAUAUCUGGAUGGAAGAAUUUAGAGCAGUGGUUUGCUGUUAUGUUUUCUUGGCAUAUUCAUUACUCCAAAGUCCGCAGCAAAUUCUUUCGGUUUCUUGUACGUUCUUUAGAGCUGUAUAUACAGAAAGCUUCAGUUAUAGGUUGAAAGGUCGAGUGGAAUGAAAUCAGAGAUAAAGCCUAUUGUUUUGGCUUGCGAGUGUUUCAUUUUGUGUUGUGAAGUGCAUUAGCCAAGUUCUUACUCGUAUUUAGUUCUGGUUUUUUAACCUGGAUUUGUUCAAGGCAUGUUGGAAUUUGUCGUGCUCUUCUCUUCUGCAUCCACUAGAGCCUUCGUUUUUCAUUUACACCACACCAACCUACUGAGACUCGAUUUCACAUUUUUAUUCUUCCUCCAGUGUGAGUUCUCUGCUGAGGUGUUUGCAGGCUGUAUGCAGUUGAUCAAGCAGAACUGCUGUGUUUUUCUAAAUUUUGAAGGGUAUCUAGACUGGACAAAAAGAAAGUUUGCAGGGAAAA